This is a messenger RNA of Caenorhabditis elegans, 1067 nucleotides long. The record is from the annotation of a RefSeq genome assembly. NCBI's taxonomy places the organism in Eukaryota, Metazoa, Nematoda, Chromadorea, Rhabditida, Rhabditidae.
AUGUACCAAAACUUCUCGGAAGUCCAAAUUUAUAUCAUAUCAGCCUUAUCACUUUAUUCAAAUGCUCUGCUAAUAUUUUAAAUCGUCAAGAAAAGUCCGUCGUACCUUGGAAACUACAAAUAUCUUAUGCUAAUUUUCAGUCUCUUUGGAAUUUCAUUCGGUUUUAUAAAUGUUACGUGUCAACCGAAAUUGCAUUUUUACAAAGCUUCAUAUAUAAUUUUCAGUGAAAAUCCUCUUGGAUUACCUAGAAAGUUGAAUUUAUGGUAUUUAGCUCUAAACUGUUCCACGUAUGGAAUAACUUUGUAUCUCCUGGCUUUUCACUUCAUCUAUCGAUAUUUGGCCGUUAUAAAACCUCAGCGACUAUAUUAUUUCUCGUUUCCUUAUUUUUCAAUAUUCAUUGGUGUUUUCCUCUUUGUGACGUUGGAUUGGUGGUUUUCAGCUGUCUAUUUUGCCGGCGAAAAUGGCGAAGUGGAGGAGUAUAUCAGAGAAAACAUGCUGCAAACUUUCAACCUGUCAGUUUCUGAUUAUACCUAUGCCGUAUCGAUCUUCUAUAGAAAAGAUCCAAAAACUGGCGUGGAGCAGGCAAGUCUCCCAGAUUUUCUAUUUCUAGCAAACUUAGAUGGAAUUAUUGUAGGUCUAACGAGAAAUUUUCGGUUCAAAACAUUAUUUUUUCACACCAUUGGUUUUUUCAUAAUUGGAUUUUGCUGGCUGAAACUUCAGCGGGUCUUCCUUCAAAAAUCGCAUAGUUUCGCGAAUUUCCAGUCGAGAAGAACCAUGGAAAUGCAGCAUCAACUAUUCCGCGUCCUAGUUUUUCAGACUAUUUUCCCAAUUUUUCUGCUUUUCUUCCCUGCCGGGUGCCUUCUAGGCUUUCCAGUUUUGAAAUUUGAGCCAGGUCCAGUGGAAUCCAUAAUUUUGUCGCUUAUGGCCACUCAGCCAGUCAUGGAUUCCCUAGUACCUAUGUAUUUUAUAAGAGACUACCGAAAUGCAAUUAGGAAGGUUUUUGUAAAGGUUACAGUACCUGAACUAUCAGUUACAACGCCGGGAAAUCGAGUUUUUCCAAUAUAAAU